CGUUUUGUUUCUGUUAGCUUCGUUAUUUAGAAACACAACCAUUUUCUUGUUUUGACAUCACCAAACUGCGAUUUAUUAGUGACAUCCACAUAGUCUGUCCACUAUGAGUGGGGGUUUAGCUCCAAGCAAAAGCACAGUUUAUGUAUCAAAUCUACCAUUCUCUCUGACAAACAGCGACCUGCACAAGUUAUUCACAAAGUAUGGAAAAGUUGUAAAGGUUACAAUAGUUAAGGAUAAAUUCACCCGGCAGAGUAAAGGAGUGGCGUUUGUCCUCUUCUUGGAUAGAGAAGCAGCUCACAAUUGUGCAAGAGCAGUGAACAACAAACAGUUAUUUGGCAGAACAGUUAAAGCCAGUAUCGCUGUAGACAAUGGGCGAGCAGCAGAGUUUAUAAGGCGACGGAACUACACGGACAAGACCAAAUGUUAUGAAUGUGGGGAAACGGGACAUCUGAGCUAUGCAUGUCCUAAAAACCUGCUUGGCGAGAGGGAACCACCAAAAAAGAAAGAAAAGAAGAAGAAGAAAAGGCCUCAACAACCUGAGCAUAUUGAAGAAGAUGAAGAAAGUGAAGAGGAGGGAGAAGACCCUGCCCUGGAUAGCUUAAGCCAAGCCAUAGCUUUUCAGCAAGCUCACAUGGAGGAAGAGGAGAAGAAAAAGAAAAGGCAAGCGGAAGAGGACAAUGCCCAUGCCUCGACAUCCUCAGACUCUAAGAAACCAAGGAUUAAAAAGAGCGCAUACUUCAGUGACGAAGAGGAACUGAGUGACUAAUACACAGACUUUUAAACCGCAUACAUAUUUAUCAAAUUGUUUUCUGGUGAAGUCAUGUUCUAUGUUCUUCAAAUAUUUUGUUAAUAAAACUAUCUUUGCUUA
Messenger RNA from Poecilia latipinna (sailfin molly), 868 nucleotides. It is a transcript of the gene zcrb1, whose product is annotated as zinc finger CCHC-type and RNA binding motif 1. NCBI's taxonomy places the organism in Eukaryota, Metazoa, Chordata, Actinopteri, Cyprinodontiformes, Poeciliidae. Gene Ontology annotation, molecular function: RNA binding; zinc ion binding. Gene Ontology annotation, biological process: mRNA splicing, via spliceosome. Bases 104 to 766 code for a protein of 220 amino acids. Gene Ontology annotation, cellular component: U12-type spliceosomal complex. The transcript is spliced from 8 exons. The record is from RefSeq and is a predicted model, not a curated record.